UGGUGGUUGGCUCGUGCUCAGGAAGUGGAAAAAUCUGAUUCUGUCUGUGCCCACAGCCAGUUAUGAUCACCAAAGUUCUGGAAGCAGGUAACCACACAGCAACCAUACAUUUCAUUCUUCUGGGAUUUCCAACACGGCCAGCCUUCCAGCUUUUCCUGUUCUUCGUGUUCCUGGCAACCUACCUACUGACUCUGCUGGAGAACGCUCUCAUCAUCCUGGCCAUUCGCGGUGACAGACAACUGCACAAGCCCAUGUACUUCUUUCUGAGCCACCUCUCCUUCCUGGAGAUGUGGUAUGUCACUGUCAUCAGCCCCAAGAUGCUGGUGGACUUCCUCAGCCAUGACAAGACCAUUUCCUUCAAUGGCUGCAUGACUCAACUUUACUUCUUUGUGACCUUUGUCUGCACAGAGUACCUCCUCCUCGCUGUUAUGGCCUUUGACCGCCACGUAGCCAUUUGUAAGCCACUACGCUACCCAGUUAUCGUGACCAACCAGCUCUGUGGUACCCUGGCGGGGGGAUGCUGGCUCUGUGGACUCACAACUGCCACGAUUAAGAUGGUUUUCAUAGCCCGACUCCACUACUGUGGCAAACCUCACAUCAACCAUUAUUUCUGCGAUAUUUCUCCGCUCCUCAGCAUCCCCUGCGAAGAUCCCUCGCAGGCGGAGCGAGUAGACUUCUUUCUGGCCCUCGUGGUUAUUGCCAUCCCUCUUUGUGUGGUCGUGGCGUCUUAUGCCACCAUUCUCAGUGCCGUCCUCAGGAUCCCUUCUUCACAAGGCCGCCAAAAGGCGUUUUCCACCUGUGCCUCUCACCUGACUGUUGUCAUUCUCUUCUAUUCCACAACCCUUUUCACCUAUGCCCGCCCCAAGCUCAUGUACACCUACAGUUCCAACAAAGCGGUAUCCGUGCUCUACACGGUCAUCGUCCCCCUCCUCAACCCCAUCAUCUACUGUCUGAGGAACCGGGAAGUAAAGGCAGCCCUCAAGAAGACCGUACUGUGCAAAGGAAGUCGUUCCAGAGGGGAUGUGGCUUUGAGCAAUUAA
Panthera uncia (snow leopard) is the source of this 1040-nucleotide messenger RNA. RefSeq names its product olfactory receptor 6Y1. The transcript has a single exon. Bases 63 to 1040 code for a protein of 325 amino acids. Gene Ontology annotation, cellular component: membrane. Gene Ontology annotation, biological process: G protein-coupled receptor signaling pathway. NCBI's taxonomy places the organism in Eukaryota, Metazoa, Chordata, Mammalia, Carnivora, Felidae. The record is from RefSeq and is a predicted model, not a curated record. Gene Ontology annotation, molecular function: olfactory receptor activity; G protein-coupled receptor activity.